Molecule: messenger RNA, 2028 nt
Organism: Eimeria necatrix
Lineage: Eukaryota; Apicomplexa; Conoidasida; Eucoccidiorida; Eimeriidae
Exons: 1
Coding region: 1-2028 (675 amino acids)
Source: RefSeq, a predicted model, not a curated record
AUGGGCGUGCCCGGGGAGAGCUCGCCCGCGGCUUCCGCCGCGUCGGCAGCUCCCACGAGCCCGCGCGCCGCCGCCCCCGCAGCAGCAGCAACAGCAGCAGCAGCAGCUUCUGCUGCUGCUGCUCCCGUGCUGCGGGUAAACCGCUUCGUGCUGCUGGCGCUGCUGUCCCUCUACUGCUUCCUCUCGGGCCCCGCGUACUUCAACUGGUCCCCCAUAGCGGACUCUUUGUAUGUGCAGGGGACCUACGAGUGGCUGUGCAGCGAGCAGCAGCAGCAGCAGCAGCAGCAGCAGCAGCAGCAGCAGCAGCAGCGCGCAGCAGCAGCAGCGCGGUACGCCCCCAAGUGCCCCGCGCAGGAGCUGGCCGUCAGCAAACUCUUCGGGAUCGUCUCCUGCUCCCACUUUGUCUUUUCUUUCUUCGGAGGUUUGCUGCUGGACUCUGUGGGGCCGCGAGCAGCAGCAGCAGCAGGUUUGCUGGCAGCUCUGGGGGGCUGGCUGCUGCUGGCCUUGUCUUCUGCUGCAGCAAAUGGCUUUGUUGCUGCUGCAGUGCUCAUAGGGGCAGGGGUGGACAGCGCCUUUUUGCCGUGUCUCUCUGUGGCGCAGCUUUUCCCCAGCAGCAGCAGCAGCACCAUUUCUGUCUUGGGCUGCUGCAGGGCUUUGUCCUUUUUGCUGCCGCUUGCUGUUCGUGCUGCAGUGGUGCAGCAGCAAGUUGCCACCUGCCGCCAGGCGCUGCUGCUCUACGCCUGCUGCUGCCUCAUCUUUUGUCUCCUUGUUGCUGCUCUCUUCUUGCCCCCGAGGCCCUUCACUGGCCCGCAGCAGCAGAAGCAGCAGCAGCAGCAGCAGCAGCAGCAGCAGCAGCAGCAGCACGAGGGCUGGGUGGUGGAGGUGCAGCAGGAGAAACCGUCCCACGGGGACCGCCCCACGCUGAGCGCAGCGGAAACGGGAGAAAGCUGCGAACUUACAGCAGCAGCAGCAGCAGCAACAGCAGCAGCAACAGCAGCAGACUCUCCCCCCUUGCCGCUGCCAGCGCCCUCAGGCGCAGCAGCAGCACCCGCAGCAGCAGCAGCAGCAGCACUAUCACCAGCACCCGCAGCAACACCAGCACCAUCAGCAGAACCCGCAGCAGCAGCAGCAGCAGCAGCAGCGCCAGCAGCAACAGCCCCGGCGCCCGCAGCAACACCAGCACUAUCAGCAGAACCCGCAGCAGCAGCAGCAGCAGCAGCAGCGCCAGCAGCAACAGCCCCGGGGCCCGCAGCAACACCAGCACCACCAGCAGAACCCGCAGCAGCAGCAGCAGCAGCAGCAGCAGCAGCGGGAGGGCCUAGCUUCUGGUCGGAGUGCUGCUCGAGUUUGUACUUGCCGCUGCUGCCUUACUUUUGCUUCACAGUGACGAACGCUGUGGGGUUUGCUGCUGCUGCGCUGCAGCUGCUGCCAGCAGCUUACGAGUUCAGCCAAGUUGCUAUAACUCUGUCUUUUAUUCCAAGUCCCCUUUUUGGGGUUUUGGCGGACCUUUGGGGGGUUUUGCCGGUGAUGUUUGUGGUUAGCAGCUGCGGGCUGCUGAGUUACGUUUGCUGCUGCUUCCCGCUGCUGCCUGCUGCAGUGCUGCUGCCUGCUGCAGUGCUGCUGCAGCACGCGGCGCCGCUGCUGUUCGCGCUGCACUGCUCCUUCUUGAUGAGCCAGCUCUAUGCUUUUGCUGCAGCAAACUUCUCCCCCCAAAACUCCGGCAAACUUGUGGGGUUUGUGUCUGCUGCUGCUGGGCUUUUUUCCCUCGUGGGGGCCCCCCUCAGGGCCCUCGCGCUGCAGCACGGCUUCCUGCUGCUCUGCUACGUUGCUGUUGCUUUUGGCCUCGCCAACUACUUCAUGCUGCUGCUGCUGCUGCUCGCUUCCAGGCGCAAGCGCCGCCGAGAGCGGCAGCAAGCCCUGCUGCUGCAGCAGCAGCAGCAGCAGCUGCUGCUGCUGCAGCAAAGCACGCAGCAGCCCGCUGCCGGCCCGGCCAGCAAGUGCCCACACCCCACGCACCUUGACGUCUAG